AUGUCCAAAAUCGCAAUCAUGCUGCAAUUGAAUGGGAAUUGGGAUAACUAUGACAGAUUUAGAGAUUUUGUAGUUGAUGCCAUUGUGGACAAGCAAACUAUAGCUGCUGCAAUGAAGCACUUUUCUGUGAUGCACAAGUUCCAGUUCAGAGUUAAAAGAUCUAGUCAUAGAAGGCCAGUAGUAAUAGUUGAUGGGACAUUCUUAAAGUCAGCCUAUAGGGGGAUUAUACUGACAGCAAGCACCAUGGAUGCAGCCGCACGGUCAUACACUCUGGAUGAAUUUAAUGAAAGGAUGUCGAAGAUUGAAGAGGUAGACCCGCGUGUGAAAUCUUACCUAUAUGAUAUUGGCUAUCAUAAAUGGUCAAGAGUGCAUGCAACAAUGAAUAGAACGUGGACAAUGACAUUAAAUAUUGCAGAGUCAUUGAACGCUGCAACAAAAGAUGCAAGAGAGCUGCCGAUAUUUGACCUUUUAGAGUAUAUACGGACACUGCUAGAACGUUGGACCAACGAGAAGUUAUUGAAAGCGAAAGGUACUUUCACAUUUCUUGGAUCCAAAUUCAACAAAGAAUUAGAGAACAACAGAACAUUAUCUGAGAAGCUUAGGGUGAGGGCUUCAACAGAUCAUAUACAUACUGUGUUAGAUGGUGUAAAGUGGUACAUUGUGUGUCUAGAAAAAAAGAAAUAUAGUUGUGACCAAUUCCAACUUGAAGAACUUCCAUGUGCGCAUGCUUUGGCAGCAUUAAGGCACAAGAAUGAAACAUAUGAAAACUAUUGCUCUCCGCAUUAUACAAGAGAGAGCCUUUUGCAUACGUAUGAAAUACCAAUAAAUCCUCUUCCUGAUGAAAGCAAAUGGAAUGUGCCACAACAUAUUUUGGAUGAGGUAGUAAAUCCACUGACGGGAGAUAAAAAGCAGUCAGGGAGACCUCAAAAGGAAAGAUAUAAAACAUAUGAUGAAAUAAAGUCAAAGAAAUACAAGGUGUCAUGUGGAAAUUGUGGAGGUGAAGGGCAUAACAAAAGAUCUUGCAAGAAUGCGCCCAAGAAGAAAUAA
Molecule: messenger RNA, 1047 nt
Organism: Nicotiana tabacum (common tobacco)
Lineage: Eukaryota; Viridiplantae; Streptophyta; Magnoliopsida; Solanales; Solanaceae
Source: RefSeq, a predicted model, not a curated record